Messenger RNA from Paramecium pentaurelia, 1881 nucleotides. NCBI's taxonomy places the organism in Eukaryota, Ciliophora, Oligohymenophorea, Peniculida, Parameciidae. The record is from the annotation of a GenBank genome assembly.
AAUGCAAUAAAGUGAAUAAGGACCUAUAUGGUAAACAAUACCUAAAGAUUUUGUGUAAUCCAAAGUUAAGUUUGAGGCAACAGUAACCAAAUUAGGAAAGAAGUAACAUCAAAGACAUCUUGUUAUUACUGAUAAACAUAUUUUAUUAUUCAAAGUAAUUGAAACUAUAUUCAAAAGGAAAAUGGAAAAUAUGCACAUAAAUUAUUACCUUUAGAUUUUUCAACUAGAUUUGAAAUAUUUCGUGAUGCUCCUACAUUAAAACCAAAUGUCUAAACUAAAAAAUCAACACCAAACACUCCUCAUUCUAAUAAUAGACCUGACAUUGUUAAACCUGAGGAUGUUUAAACAUUAGGAGAUAUAUUACAUAUAAGAUUAUAGAUUGAAUCAUCAGAUAAACAUUGGGAUUUUACUAGUGAUUAAGAAACACUCAAAACAUUUAGAAAACUAUUUGGUUAAAAAAUAAAUCAAAUGGGAUUUCAUCAUAUGUUUAAAGUGUUUAAAAAGAUUGGCAAAGGCAAUUUUGCAAGUGUAUAUCUAGCAGAGAGAAUAGAAGAUGGUUAAUAAAUGGCAAUUAAAGCAUUUUCAAAAAGUGCAGUCUAUGCAGAAGAAAAUGGAAAAGUAAGAUUAUACAUAAUAAAAUAAGGAAGGACUCAUAAAUGAAAUAACAAUAAUGAGAGAAUUAGAUCAUCCAAAUAUCAUGAAACUAUAUGAAGUCUUUGAAACAUAGAAUUCAUUAUAUAUGGGUUUAGAAUUAUUAUAAGGAGGUUAACUCUAUGAUAUAAUGAAAAAGAAAGUGAUAUUAAAUAAUAAAUAAAUACAAUCCAUUAUGAAAGGAUUAUUAGAUGGAUUAGCACAUAUGCAUUCCAAAAAUAUAAUGCAUAGAGAUUUGAAGUUAGAGAAUAUAUUAUUCAAAGAAUAAAAGUUAAUUUAAACAUUAUUAUAAUAGUGAUAUCAAUUCUGUAGUUAUAGCUGAUUUUGGUUUAGCAACAUUUGUAAAUCUUCCAAUCUAUUUAUAUUGUAGAUGUGGAACACCUGGUUUUGUAGCACCAGAAGUGAUAAAUAUUACAGAUAUGUCAACUACAUAUGAUAGUGUUUGUGAUAUUUACUCUUUAGGAUUGGUAUUCCACAUACUUUUGACAGGAAAACCAGGAUUCCCAGGAAGAAGUUAUAACACAAUUGUUCAAUAGAAUAAGGAUGCUAAAAUCAAUUUUAAGAGUCCUGUAUUUGAUAUUGUACCACCAUAAGCAUUUGAAUUAUUAAAACAAAUGUUAGAACCUAAUCCAAAAAAAAGAAUUACAGCUAAAUAAGCUAUGCAAUUUGAAUAUAUUUAAUUAUGUGAAGGAAAUCAAUAAAAUAAUUAACCAGAUGAUGAUGGAAAUAUAGGUGAAAUUGAUGAUAAACCUGGAUUAAAUGCAAGAAUAUAAUAAAUUAAUGAACAGUAUAUUCUUAUAUUAUUUAAUAGAGCAGCUAAAUUUGAUAUGCUUAGAAUUAAUUAAUUGACUAAUUCACCUUUAAAAUCACCAGUCAUGUAAGCAACCAACAAAAUGAAAGAAGUUUAAAAUAAAGAUUAAUAAAUGAUUAUGAGAACUCCUGUUAUUACAGGUAGAACUGUUGGAUGUGAAGGUAAAACUAUAUAUUUAAUUAACUUUUAGACUCUCCAAAUAUGAAUUAAUUUGUUUCACCUAGUGUACAAUUCAAAAAACUAUAAUAAAAGUAAGUAUUUUAUUAAUAUCUAGUUAAUAAUAAGCCCCAACUGGCAAUGUUUUAUUAAAGUAUACCUAAAAACCUUAAUAAUAAUAACCAAAGGACAAUGAAGAUGAAAAAAAAGAAUAGUCUAAUAUUGCAAAAUCAGUAAAGGCUGCUCUUAGUAAACAUGUUUGA